This is a messenger RNA of Zea mays, 8882 nucleotides long. Its product is annotated as photosystem I assembly protein Ycf3. Lineage: Eukaryota; Viridiplantae; Streptophyta; Magnoliopsida; Poales; Poaceae. The coding region runs from base 7690 to 8202 and encodes 170 amino acids. Gene Ontology annotation, molecular function: protein binding. The record is from RefSeq and is a predicted model, not a curated record. The transcript has 3 exons.
UUAUAUUGAUGCUUUAUCACAUUGCCUUUUUUUUAUGAUGUAAUUCAUAGACCAUACAUAUGGGAAUCCUAUAUCUUUCUUAUUCUUCUUCCUUCUAUCUAUCAUCCCUCCUUUUAUCCACAUCCCUUUAGUUUUGCUUCACAGCCUAGAAUCAGGUUUCUUUUGUAGAGAAAAAAAUGCAGUUGCUACAACUAUAUGAUAGAUCUACUCAUUUUUGAUAGAUGUAUUUAUUCACAUAGUGACUGUUUCUUAGUUAGGAUCUCGACAAUACGAAGCAAUAGGUUGGUUAUUAGUUAAUUUUCUAUCAUUACUAAGUUUUUUUCCAUUUUUGACCCUAAAGAAAAAACUAACGAGUCACACACUAAGCAUAGCAAUUAUAUUAAAAGAUUUCUUAAUUUUCAUUAAAUCUUAUAGAAAGAGGGAUACUUUCUUCUUUUUUUUAGGGAUUUUUGGAAAAACAAGGUUCUUGUCUUUUUUAUUCUAUCACUGGGCGGAAUGGGAAGACAUGGUUAGUUAUUCUUCUUCUACGAAUAUCCAAAUUUUGACACCUAAUACUCCAUAGAUAGUUCGAAUUGGAUAGCAGCAAUAAUCAAUUUUAGCGCGAAUUGUUUGGAGGGGUAGUCUACCCUUUUUGAUGCAUUCGGCACGUGCAAUUUCUUUUCCUGCUAGACGACCCGCAAUUUGGAUUUUUAUUCCCUUUAUAUCCGCUUUUUUAGUUAAUUCAAUAGCUUUUUUCAUUGCUUUUCGGAAUGAAACUCUAUUUUUUAAUUGGAAAGCUAUAUAUUCCGCAAGAAUAUUAGGUUGUCUAUAAGGUUCUUUAACCUUUUCGAUAGCAAUAUUAAGUCUCUGGUUUACAGAAUUAACUUCCUUUUGGAGAUCUUUCUCUAAUUCUUCGAUUGCUCCCUUUUUCUUUAAUAAGUUGGGGAAUCCAAUAUGGAUUAUGACGUGGAUUGUAUCGAUUUCUUUUUGAAUUUCUAUAUGUGUAAUUACUUCAGAACUUGAGUCUGAUUCCAUUUUUCUAUUCGAGCCUUUUUUCCUAUUCUUUUGUAUAUAGUUCUUGAUACAAUUCCGUAUUUUUUUAUCUUCCUGUAGACCUUCAGAAUAAUUUUUUGGUUGUGCGAACCAAAAGGAAUGGUGAUUUUGGGUUGUACCAAGUCUGAAACCGAGUGGAUUUAUUUUUUGUCCCAUAUUUUUCUAUUAUAUUUCUUUUUUUUUACUGGGAAUCGAAAUCUUAGAUUGAUCUAAAGAUUAUUUUGAUUUCUUUACUAUAUUUAGUACAAUUGUUAUAUUACACAUCGUUUUUUUUUAUAGAAUAACUACGUCCUCGAGCUCGAGGUCUGAAUUUUUUCAUAAUAGUACUCCUACUGACUUCGGCUUUAGUGAUGAAUUUAAAGUGAAGCGAAAGAGUUUUCUUUGUAUAAGAAUUAGGUCUAUAUCAUAUCUAAAUAGAAGGGAAAUCAAAAAGAAGGGAAGUGGGGAUUACAUUGGAUGAAUCCUUAAGGAAGACAUAUCACAAAAGAAAUAAAGGCUAAAGUAAGCGCUCCUUGCCUUUGGUUUGAGCAAAACGGAUUCUUGUUUCACCGAGGAAAAGAGAGAAGUUCUGGAUAAAUUGACAAUGUCAACUUGAAUUGACUAAUUCAGUUCCGCCUAUUCCACAUUAAUGGGAGUACAUUUAUGUUUCUGCUUCACGAAUAUGAUAUUUUUUGGACAUUUCUAAUAAUAGCAAGCCUUAUUCCUAUUUUGGUAUUUUGGAUUUCAGGACUUUUAGCCCCGGUUAGUGAAGGACCAGAGAAGCUUUCUAGUUAUGAAUCGGGUAUAGAACCCAUGGGGGGGGCUUGGUUACAAUUCCGAAUACGCUAUUACAUGUUUGCGCUAGUUUUUGUUGUUUUUGAUGUGGAAACAGUCUUUCUCUACCCUUGGGCAAUGAGUUUCGACGUAUUGGGUGUAUCCGUUUUUAUCGAAGCUUUCAUUUUUGUGCUUAUCCUAGUUGUUGGUUUAGUUUAUGCAUGGCGAAAAGGAGCCUUGGAAUGGUCUUAACUGAAUAUUCAGAAAAAAAAAAAGAAGGAAAAGAUUCCAUUGAGACAAUUAUGAGUUUGAUUGAGUUUCCGUUACUCGACCAAACAAGUUCCAAUUCCGUUAUUUCAACUACACCAAACGAUCUUUCAAAUUGGUCAAGACUCUCAAGUUUAUGGCCCCUUCUAUAUGGUACCAGUUGUUGUUUCAUUGAAUUUGCUUCAUUAAUAGGCUCACGAUUCGACUUUGAUCGUUAUGGAUUGGUACCAAGAUCAAGUCCUAGACAAGCGGACCUAAUUUUAACAGCUGGUACGGUAACAAUGAAAAUGGCUCCAUCUUUAGUGCGAUUAUAUGAGCAAAUGCCUGAACCGAAAUACGUCAUUGCUAUGGGAGCCUGUACUAUUACAGGGGGCAUGUUCAGUACAGAUUCCUAUAGUACUGUUCGAGGAGUUGAUAAGUUAAUUCCUGUGGACGUCUACCUGCCGGGUUGCCCGCCUAAACCAGAGGCUGUUAUAGAUGCCCUAACAAAACUUCGUAAGAAGAUAGCGCGAGAAAUAAUUGAGGAUCGAACUCUAUGUCAAAGUCAAAAGAAAAAUAGAUCUUUUACUACCCGUCACAAACUUUAUGUUCGGCGCAGUACUCACACUGGAACUUACGAACAAGAAUUGCUCUAUCAAUCACCAUCUACUUUAGAUAUAUCUUCUGAAACUUUUUUCAAAUCCAAAAGUUCAGUAUCUUCCUACAAAUUAGUGAAUUAGGAGGGGUUCUUUUGUGCAGAAAAAGAAAGAAAAGAGCAGUACAAUCUUUCAAACUUGCAUUUGAAAUGUGAAAUAUUUAUACAAAGGGGGAGAGAUCAAGACAAUGCAGCAGGGUUGGUUAUCUAAUUGGCUAGUUAAACAUGACGUGGUUCAUAGGUCUUUGGGCUUCGAUCAUCGAGGAGUAGAGACUUUACAAAUAAAAGCGGGGGAUUGGGAUUCCAUUGCUGUCAUUUUAUAUGUAUAUGGUUACAAUUAUUUACGUUCCCAAUGUGCUUAUGACGUAGCACCCGGUGGAUCUUUAGCUAGCGUGUAUCAUCUUACGAGAAUACAGUAUGGUAUAGAUAACCCAGAAGAGGUAUGCAUAAAAGUCUUUGCCCAAAAGGAUAAUCCUAGAAUCCCGUCUGUUUUCUGGGUUUGGAGAAGUGCCGAUUUUCAAGAACGCGAAUCUUAUGAUAUGGUGGGAAUUUCUUAUGAUAAUCAUCCACGUCUUAAACGUAUCUUAAUGCCUGAAAGUUGGAUAGGCUGGCCCUUACGUAAGGACUAUAUAACCCCCAAUUUCUAUGAAAUACAAGAUGCUCAUUGAGUGAUAAUAAAUUCAUGUUCACUUAUACAACACAAUUCCAGAUUUUAUUCAAGUCAAGGAAUAUUUUGACGUUCUGUUCCUAGACGAAACGAAAUACUUAGAAUAUAAUAUUCUAAUUAAUUCCUAUUAUACAAAAAGGUCCAGAUAGACUGAACAAAAAGGGCUUCAUUUCUAUUUUCCAAUUUGGAAAAUCACAUAUUUGUUUCCUUCGUAUGAACAGAAAAAUACAAUGACUCAAAGAAGUUCCUACCACGAACUUUGUACCGCGCAUAUUACUUAGAACAACUGGGAAAGUAGGAUAAGCAAGAAUAAAAAAAAAAUAUAUUCUUCGGAAUAGCGGUAUACAAAAUUAAUAAGAAAUGCAAAAUGAAGAAAAGGGCACCUAAUCUCACCUCUUUCUAUACCAUAAAGAACCAGAGAUUUAAACCCUUUUUUUAAAAGAAAAAGAAGUGUUUAGAGAUUUAUCUACUUACUCUAGAGAUUUAUCUACUUACUCUAGACUAAAGACUAAGUAGAUUUUUAAUAAAUAUUUACCCCAAUCCAUCUCAAAAUAUUUGUAUCAAUAUCUAUUCAGUAGAUCCUUUUUUUCUGUGCCAGGAACCAGAUUUGAACUGGUGACACGAGGAUUUUCAGUCCUCUGCUCUACCAACUGAGCUAUCCUGACCCUUUCUUGUGCAUCAUCUUAGUAAAGUAUUUGCAUCUAUGUCAAUUAAAGGGACUAAAAAAUCAAUAAAGUAUUCCAUUCAAAAUUAGGAAAUGGGGAGGGGUAGUCCUAUGCAUUGUGGAUGGCUUACUUAAUAAUACUUAAAAAAACGAAUUAAUAAUCGAGAUUCCUUGCCGAUACUCUACUCUAAUAAAUAAAAAAGAAAUAAAAAAGAAAUCAUCUAUUUAAUGAAUAGCAUAAGAUUCAUUGAGUUCUUGUCGCACUCCUUUGUGAAAGAGUAGAAUGAGAAAGCUAGUGAAUCUUAAACCCAUUGAUAAAAGAAAAAAAGGAUAACAACUAUGGUUAGGGAAUAAAAGAGGGUUUGGGGAUAGAGGGACUUGAACCCUCACGACUUAUAAAGUCGACGGAUUUUCCUUUUACUAGAAAUUUCAUUGUUGUCAGUAUUGACAUGUAGAAUGGGACUCUCUCUUUAUCCUCGUCCGAUUAAUCCACUUUUAAAAAUUAAAAGAUCUCGAAAACAAUGAAUUGAAGGAUUUGAUUACUCAAUAUUUGAUUGGAAUAGAUUCACAAUAAUUCUAAAAAAAAAUUAUGAAUUUUCUAUUUCAUAAUCAUUCCUAAUUUCAUUCUAAAAAUAAAAUAAAGAACCUAUAUUAUAAUAUGGGUUCUGUGAUUAAUCGUUAUUACUUCGAUUCAUUAGAACAGCUUCCAUUGAGUCUCUGCACCUAUCCUUUCCUUUGGGUUCUAGUUUGAGAACCACUUGUUUUUCAAAAAAGGGAUUUGGCUCAGGAUUGCCCAUUUUUCAUUCCAGGGUUUCUCUGAAUUUGGAAGUUACCACUUAGCAGGUUUCCAUACCAAGGCUCAAUACAAUCAAGUCCGUAGCGUCUACCGAUUUCGCCAUAUCCCCAUUUUACUUUUCUUUGAAACCAGGAUUCCUUGUAUAAUUUAAUCCAUCUCUUAGUUUUUUUUGAAUCAUUGAAUUCAUUAUUCGACGUAGUCUAGCAACUCAUCUCUAUUUGAGACACCCCGCUCGCUUAUUGCAAUUCAGAAUUGCAUUGAUUUUAUCGUUGAUAUAUUUGCAAUUCAAUCGGAAUGAAUAUAUCCAAAAGUUUUUCUCUCUCCCGCCUCCCUCCUUCCUUUUUUAGAGUAUUCCAAAUCAUACUAUAACGCUUGAUAUUCAUUCUUUUUUUCUAAACUGAAUUAGAAAUUUCAUUUGCUAUGAUUCUAUCUUCUCCUUAGUGAACUAUUUAUCCUUAAAUUAUUAACAAAUAAAAAAACAAAAUAUCUCAAAAAUGUAUAUAAUGAUCAAAUGAAAAUGCCAAUCUCUUGGCAUUUUCUCUUUAUUAUAUUAUUCAUAUAUAUUCUUCUUUUUCUUCUUUUCUAUGUAUUAGAUUAUUCCUCCGAGCCAUAUCAAAUUGAAAAUAUCUGAAAUCAAAUUCAAUAUAGAAUUUGGAAUAGAUUCUAUUAAAAAAAUCCAUUUGCGAAUUAGAGAAAUAAAAAGAAAGUUCAAUAAAUUCUAUAAUCCUAUUUAAGAAUAUCAUUUAGUUAAGCAUAUCAAGCUAACUUUAUCUUUAUGAAAUUCUAGUAUUUUUUUUUCUAUCUAAGUGGAACUUCCAAUUUAGAACUAGUUAAUAACUAAGAUUAAUAAUUAAGAUCUGACAUUUUACAGAUUCCCUAUAUAUAUUUUUAUUUGUUACACUAUUUCUGUUAUGUAAGCCCACUUAGCUCAGAGGUUAGAGCAUCGCAUUUGUAAUGCGAGGGUCAUCGGUUCAAAUCCGAUAGUCGGCUUUUUUUUCUAUCGAUGUUCUAUGAACAAGAAUUUCUCUUUUUCUCCGAAUAAAAUGGGGAAUCCAGGGUCUAUUAUGUCGUUUUACCUUACAAUUUUGCUAGAUACAAAGCAUAAAAAUAAAUAAUAUAUAUACAAAAAAUCCAGAUGUUGAUGAAAUUCCAUUUUUUGUGUUACUCCAUUUUUUGUGUUACUUUAGUAGAUUUUACUCUGUUUAUCCUUUAGUUUAAUUCUGUUUGAAUUUCGCUGUAUUCUGUAAUGUAAAUAGAACGAAAUUUAUUGUGUAAAAUGAAAUUUCAAUAAAAUAAAAAAGGAGUCUUCAUGUCCCGUUAUCGAGGGCCUCGUUUAAAAAAAAUACGCCGUCUGGGAGCUUUACCAGGACUCACUAGAAAAACGCCUAAAUCCGGAAGUAAUCAGAAAAAGAAAUUCCAUUCUGGGAAAAAAGAGCAAUAUCGUAUUCGUCUUCAAGAAAAACAGAAAUUGCGUUUUCAUUAUGGUCUGACAGAACGACAAUUACUUAGAUAUGUACAUAUCGCUGGAAAAGCAAAAAGAUCCACAGGUCAGGUUUUACUACAAUUACUUGAAAUGCGUUUGGAUAAUAUCCUUUUUCGAUUGGGUAUGGCUUCAACCAUUCCUGGGGCCCGACAAUUAGUUAACCAUAGACAUAUUUUAGUUAAUGGUCGUAUAGUUGAUAUACCAAGCUUUCGUUGCAAACCCCGAGAUAUUAUUACUACGAAGGAUAACCAACGAUCAAAACGUUUGGUUCAAAAUUAUAUUGCUUCAUCCGAUCCGGGCAAAUUACCAAAGCAUUUGACGGUUGACACAUUGCAAUAUAAAGGACUAGUAAAAAAAAUUCUAGAUAGGAAGUGGGUCGGUCUCAAAAUAAAUGAGUUGUUAGUUGUAGAAUAUUAUUCUCGCCAGACUUGAACUUAACGAAAAAAGGAAAGGUUCAUAGAAUUUUUUUCCCCUUCCCCUUUCCCCGAACUAAAUCGACCUAAGGCUCUUAAUUCGUAUUUUCCCGUUCACCUAGCAGAAAUAGAUUAACCCUAGGAUACUUUUUUCUUUUUUGUUAUUUCCUCGAUGUGUAUUUUACAUACCACAGUAAUUUGCUAUAGAGAAUUUCUAUUAAUUAAAGGUAUUAUUGUUGGAAUAAAUUGUUAUUUAAUUUGAUACAUUGUGAUCGCUAACAUUGAUGAAUUAAGAGAAACGGAAAGAGAGGGAUUCGAACCCUCGGUAAACAAAAGUCUACAUAGCAGUUCCAAUGCUACGCCUUGAACCGCUCGGCCAUCUCUCCUACAUAAUCUUAUUAUGGAAAAUAAACUGAGUGAAUAGCGAGUUUUCGUAUUCCUGCAGUACAGGUACAGCCACAACGGCUCGGGAAUUCCAUGGCUCUAUUGGAUUGGAUGGAAAAAUUCCUUUUCAUCUAAGUGGAAGGAUCCUGUAUUUUUUUACUAGGAAUUCUGCUCCCUCGAAAAGUUUUUCUUUGGGGAAAACCAAAAUAAAAAGAGAAUGGAAGAAUUCUUCUUAUUCCAUAAGAAAAUAAAGGAACCCUAGAAUUCCAUUUGCAUAAGGUACAUUACGCCAUACAAUCUAAAUAUAAAAGGGGUAUGGGGCAAUUAAUGACUUUGAAAACGCGAAAUAGCUGAUGAGGGAAGUUGUUGUUGAGAAAUAGGAAAGUGGAAUGAAAUCCAGUCUUAGUCAAAUAUUUCAUAUCUCUUCUCUUCUUGUCCAAACAGAAGGAAAAGGAGACAAUUUGAGCUGAGCGGAAAAUCCAUAUCUCUCUUAUCCAUUUAGAGCAUAUGGAUCGAUUUAUAAGAAUCGAAUGUUUUGUUUUUAUGUUAUUUUGUGAUAGAAUGAAAAGAAUUCUAUAUAGAAUGGGUUGGGAAUUAUGCCUAGAUCCCGUAUAAAUGGAAAUUUCAUUGAUAAGACCUCCUCGAUUGUAGCCAAUAUUUUAUUGCAAAUAAUUCCGACAACCUCCGGGGAAAAAAGGGCAUUUACUUAUUAUAGAGAUGGGAUGUUGGCUCAAUCCGAAGGAAAUUAUGCGGAAGCUUUGCAGAAUUAUUAUGAAGCUACGCGACUAGAAAUUGAUCCCUAUGAUCGAAGUUAUAUACUAUAUAACAUAGGCCUUAUACACACAAGCAAUGGAGAGCAUACAAAGGCUUUGGAAUAUUAUUUCCGGGCGCUAGAACGAAACCCCUUCUUACCGCAAGCUUUUAAUAAUAUGGCCGUGAUCUGUCAUUACCGAGGAGAACAGGCCAUUCUACAGGGCGAUUCGGAAAUUGCGGAAGCUUGGUUUGAUCAAGCUGCUGAGUAUUGGAAACAAGCUAUAGCGCUUACUCCAGGAAAUUAUAUUGAAGCACAGAACUGGUUAAAGAUUACGAAGCGCUUUGAAUUUGAAUAAGACCACUCUCCAUUUUCAUAAAAAGGGUGGUUUGGUUGAAAAUCAAAUCAAGAAUUUCAUUAUAUCCCUUUCUUCUACCUUCAAUUUUAUAUCAUAUUUCAUAAGGAUAAACAAUAGGGAUAGGCUCUGGAACAGAAGUAAUAAAGUACAUAAAAAUCGGCAAUCUAAAUAUUCCUACCUAAUAUAUCAGGACGGUCUUAUUAAUAAUUCUAAUGAGUUAUCUUGGAAUUUUGAAUCGAAUCAAAAAAUCUAUAUUAUGCUCACUCAAGGAAAGUAGAUGUAGAUAGGGGCUUAUACCCUCAGAAAAAAAAUACACCAGCUUCUUAAAUUAAAACGUAAAAAAAGAUUUUUUUGUUAUGUCGGGAAAUAAUUUUCCAGAAUAACCAAUGUCCGUUAGGCACCUAAUCCUUAUGUCAUAAUAGAUCCGAACACUUGCCUCGGAUUGACUUCAAUAUAUAAUUGCUCCAGUGAAUAACUAAAAAAAAAAUAGAAGGACGGUAGAUAGUAAAGAAAAGGACUAAUCAUAAUAUCUAUCUUUAAAAGAUUCAAUAAAAAGACAGUUGGCGGGUCUCUUUGUAUGUCUUGUCCGGAAAGAGGAGGACUUAAUGAUUAUUCGUUCGUCGGAACCAGAAGUUAAAAUUGCUGUGGAUAGGGAUCCUAUAAAAACAUCUUUUGAGGAA